Molecule: messenger RNA, 933 nt
Organism: Pipra filicauda (Wire-tailed manakin)
Lineage: Eukaryota; Metazoa; Chordata; Aves; Passeriformes; Pipridae
Gene: UBXN6
Product: UBX domain protein 6
Exons: 3
Cellular component (GO): cytoplasm
Molecular function (GO): protein binding
Source: RefSeq, a predicted model, not a curated record
GAAAGGCCAGGGGAUGCCAGAGGGGGUUUGUCCCUCUCCUGAGGGCCUGGAGCAGCAGGAGGGGCCGGGGGGUGCCAGCCAGUCCCUGUUAUCCCGGUUUGUCCCUGUCCCUGGUGCCUGAAAGGGUCUCUCCCCGCAGGACAGAGGCGGUGGAGAAGGCGUCCAUGCUGAGGACAAGAGCCAUGAGGGAGAAGGAGGAGCAGAGGGAGAUGAGGAAGUACAACUACACCCUGCUCCGGGUGCGCUUUCCCGACGGAUACAUCCUCCAAGGGACUUUUUAUGCCCGGGAAGCAGUGUCUGUGCUCUACAGCUUUGUGAGGGAAGCACUCAGAGAUGACUGGCUGCCCUUUGAGCUCCUGGGACCUGGAGGGGUCAAACUGACUGAUGAGAACUUGGCCUUCAAUGAGUGUGGGCUGGUGCCCUCGGCCCUCCUGAGCCUGUGCUGGGACGCAGCAGUCAUGGCAGACAUCGAGGCCGCGGCAGAGGAGCAGCCCCGGAGCCCCCUGAGGCCGGAGCUCCUGGCCAGGGUGCAGACCCUCCCCUGAAAUAAAGGGCAGUGGGGUCAGUGCUGCUGGUUUUAGCCUCUUCCCUCCCUUUCCCACCAGCUGGGUGAGCUCAGGGGGGGCUGUGGGGGGGCUGUGCAGAGGGGCAGCCCCGGCUCUGUCCCUCCCUCGGGGGGUCUCACCCAGCGAGGCACUUCCUGCACUGCUCCCAGGGGUGUCAGCACCACGUUCCAGGAGGGUGUUCCCGAGGCAGUGGGGGAGCAGGGAUUAGUGCUGCUAGGCUGGAUCACCCCCCUGAGCCCGGGGCUGGGGCUGGCUUUAGGACUCAGCUUCCCCUCUGGCUUCCGCGUGCACUGUAACUCCUGCGGGAGAGAGCACGUUGGGGGAAGGUGACACUUAGUCUGAUUAAAUGGAAUUAUUUAAAGACUCA